Messenger RNA from Neurospora hispaniola, 441 nucleotides. RefSeq lists its product as uncharacterized. The transcript is spliced from 2 exons. Bases 1 to 441 code for a protein of 146 amino acids. The record is from RefSeq and is a predicted model, not a curated record. Lineage: Eukaryota; Fungi; Ascomycota; Sordariomycetes; Sordariales; Sordariaceae.
AUGUACAUAAUAGAGCACCAAAGAGGGCACAAACACAACUUUGGCGAUGUACACACUACAUACCUCUCGGCUGACGGCCGACGGCUCAGUGGAGUGGGAAUGCAGAAAAAGGCUACGGAUGGGUUGAUUGCCUCUUUCAUAGUGUACAAGGCUGCCCGAAGACCAAGGACCGCCGCGCCGGCUGCGGUGCCGUGUCGUAAGAUGUUCGACUUCUAUUGGAGGCCAGAUGUGGGAAAGAAAGGGAGCCAAGCUGGCCAAGUACCGACGCCGGCGGGAGCGCGCGGUUACCACAGGGUAGCAAACUUUAUUCUAUCCCCCGACCUGCCGUACGUGGAUGGUCAACAACAACAACAACGGCAAGGGCAAGGCAUACAAAAAUGGAGAGACUUCAGUUCGAGCAGCAGGCUCCAAACUCUCGGUGAGAACCGGCCGCUUUGUUGA